CUGUUGGUUUAUAUUAAAGGAUUGCCACUUCACCGAUGUAAACUCCACAGAAUAAAACAACGUUAGCCUUGUUCUGCACUGAGCAAGCGACGGUGUUUCAGUCCUUCUUAGUAUUGUCGAGCGGCUCUUUUCAACAGGGGCGUUAUUCACGUCCCAAGAACUCCGCAGUGGUGUUCUCCUCGGUUUACUGAUUGUACGUGAACAUAACAACUACCCGCUAUGACUUGAAGAGGUCGUGUACAGCAUCCAGUUCAGAGAAACCUCACUUAAGAUAGUGACGCACUCACCGAAGCAGAACUGUUAGAGGCCGGGUGGUUAGGAUCCUGCGAUCUUCCGGUUAGAGAUUCCGCAUUCGCGAACCAUCCGAAGCAACUGAUGUUCGAGAGCGCUGUGCGUCAGUUUUGAUGAACUAAAGACGGGAUGAAAUGAAAAUGAGACCAAAUACUACGAGAGAGUACGGCUUGGAUGCAACUGCCAUCGUUGGUUGUGGAAUCUCGCUGUUUUUUUGCGUGGUUUCCACUAUCGCUUUUAUAUUUUUCAGGUGAUACAUUUCUCAUUGUUCAUAUCCUUCAAUGUUUAGAAUAGUUUAUCUCAAGUUAGUGCUUUAAGACAGACUAAAAUAGCGUUGACUCCCACAGAAAACCCUUGUUAAAUUUGUCAUUUCCGCCUUAACGAAAUUCCUUUUGAAUGAAAUCGUUUUGCAACGCUUAAAUGAGUCUACCUAAAACUAUUACUGAUCACUCUUAUGAAACAUGAUUUAUGCAGACAAGGAUGGUUUUGGCAGGUACAAACAAAACUUUGAAUAUCAUGAAAUCUGCGGUGAGCAAUUGUAAUUGACAAUGUUAGAGAAUGUCUGCAAAUGAUAGAAACAAAAAUUGGAAUUCGUCGAAAAAGCCUUAAUCGAGGCCAGCAAAUUGACUCCUUGAUGUUUCGAACUUCUGCUCGUGUGCUAAAUAUAGUUUAAGAAAACUGAUACAUACACUUCGUGUAUGAGUCGCUGAAACUUCCCUGAGGCUUUCACUAUCGACCCCGUAUUUACCUAUAAAUUGACAGCACACCUUGUAUUUUUAAAGUUUAAUCUUAUUCCGGCCGUGAGCUGAAUAAAUACGAACGAAAUCGCGCGUCAAAAACCAAUGUGGAUGUAUAUUCCACGAUUUAUUGUUGUAGCAAAAAAAUUUCUUGAACGGAGUUCGUAUUUCUUUCUUUCGAACCAGCGAGAUGUGUAGUUUUGUGUCAAAAUACAGUUUCUUCGAUUUCCAUCAUCUACGUUCAAAGUGGAAGAGAUAAAAGAAGACAGAACUUUCUUUCGGUUCAAAGCGGCAAACAUUUAUUAAGGCGUCGAUCAAGUAUAUUUUUACCCACAGCCAUUACGAUAUACAGUAGUUUUCGUCUGUCUUUCAACAUUUUGACAGCUUUUGCAAUUCAAUGCGGGCAAGAAUAAAAAGAUCAUCAAGCAGAAUGAAAAAAAAAACAUUUUGAACGAGGAACUUUGCAUUUUCAACCGUCAAUUGACCAGUUGUUUAUAUAUUUUUCGCGUACGGAACAUUAUAAAACACCAAAACAUCGAUCAAUAUUAUGAUGCUCUCAUCUUUCGAAACUGACGAAAAUAUAAGAAUAAAUUUAACCAUGCGAAAAACAUCGCGAAAUUGAAAUACUGAAUAUACAUCUAAAUCAUUUAUAUGGGGCUAUUGGCAACCUCAAAACCAUUUGGAUGCAAAGUAUAUGAAUGGAACUAACUCCAAUUUUCCCAGAUGGCAUUCGGCCUGAAUAAUAUGCCAUUGUCAUAAAUUUGAUAACGGAGAGGAAAUGCCAUCUUAAUCCAUUCCAAAUAUUCCUUUAGGCAUUGCCGAAAACCAUGAUACGAUUUUCUUUCAUUUUUUUUUAAGAACCGAUUUUAAAAUGUAUUUUUUUAUCCCGACAAGCUGUUCAUUGAAAAUAUGGUCUAGUCUAUGGCCCUAAUUAGCAUCCAAAUGUCUUUUUUCUUUCCACAAUGUUUAUUUAUCAUUAAUUUUUCAAGUAAUUGGUGCUAUCUCCAAUACAAGGAGAUAAUCGCGGAAAUCUGCAUACAUUUAUCCGUUCAAUUAAUGGCGAAUGUACACGGAUCUACUAAAUAGAUUUGGGAAAAAUGAACCAAUAUGUUUGCAUUUUGAAACAAUGUCGGAAAACCCUUGAAGUACCUUGGCCUCUAUUUCAUGAUUACUUCACCAAAUCUAAAACUUAGAGGAUGUUUCCAACGUUCAAACUAAGUUACCAAGCGACUUUUUUCAUCGUUUCUCCUGAUAGACCCGAUGACUCCUCACCGGCUGUGCUGUCGAAGGAAAUGGGGAAAAUAGCGGGAUUAUUAUCAAAAUUUCCGACUUAUUGCCCGAAGGAAAUCUAAAUGGUUUAUAUGAUGCAAGUGUCCAUUUUUUGGAAAUUUUACACCUUUUUAACUGAGUCAGGUUCAAGGAAUAUAGCGAAAACAUACAAUAAAUCACUGACAGUGUUUAUAGAUCAUGAAUUUUGGGUAACGCAAAAAAUCUCGCGGAUUUCCCCAGGUUUUGAACAUUUUAGUUUCCGAUCUAUUGGUGGAAAGUUAAUUUUCUGUUUCCAGAUGCUAAAUUAUUUGUUAACAACAAAGGCACUUUGCUUGAAUUUUUUGAAAAAUUGACGAAUGUUUUACGUUUUUAAGUCGUCUGUUAGCUUUCAGGCUUAAAACUGGGGAGUGCCCUCAUACAAUGGCUGGGAAACACCCCCAACACGCAACCAGAAUGUUAUUCAUUUUUUUGGCAUGGCUCAAGUGCACUUCGAUUCUAAGAGGCUGCCAAUUUUAAUUUUUUUACUUUUUUGCCAUUUAAAAAUGCAUAAAAGAGUUUAGAAGCUGACGUUUCCAGUGUCAGCCCUCCGUCAUUUGCUCUCACGAAGGGCUAAUGCUCAAACAACAGCUUUUUUAACUCUUUACCGUGGCCAAUCUACAAUAUCAUGUCAGUUAAUCAAACCAAAUUAUCUUGUUACACAGGAUAUUAAUAACCUGGGAAGGUGAAAAUUUCCAUAAAAAAAACACUGAACUCGUCAAGGAAAACUACCUCAUGUGUUCGUCGCCAUCUUUAAUUUGAGAGGCAGGGGAAAUAUUUCCAUCAUCUAAGUUCAAAGUAGAAGAGAGACGCAAAUGAAGAAAGUAUCACGAGUAUGAUUACAGACAGAAUUGGACGACACGAAUUCCUGUUACCAAUUAAUUAUAACCAUUACAAUUUCCGAAAAAAAGUACAUGUAGAACAAAUAUUUCCAAUGGAGAAAAUAUCUAAAGUAAAACAAUUCCUCCAUUUUGGAAAUUCCCCAGUUUUUCUCAGAUAAGUGGUUGUUGCUAUGGUUAUUGUGAUCAAUUCUGUGAUUGGUGGAUUAAGCUGAGUGGACUAAGUACGAUUGGCUGCUUCAACUGUCCGAUUACAGGUGUCCGAUUAGAGCUAACUGUCCGAUUUCACAGUCCGAUUACAUCUCUACAUAAUAAUUAGUGAAAAAUAAAGCAGUCAGUUCACCAGUCACAUUUGAGGAAAUUGUAAUGGUUAUGAUUAACAGAAAAAACAUAGAGAGAGACACGUGAAGCAUUAUUGGAUGAUUGCUCACAAUCCCUCAUCUGCAUUACAGUUUCACUAUUCAAUCGCAAAGACAUAUAAAGGGGUUUUCGUUUGAUUUGUUUUAACAACGACUACUUUUUUUUACUCUAGACCUCGGACAGAGUCGUUUCUUAUCAAACAGCAUUUGAUCUUGGCUGUGGGACUGACUCAAGUUGUUCUGUUGCUUAGCAUAGCUGCUUAUAAAAAGGAGGUGAGAAGACUGUAAAUGCUCUCCAAUAUUAAAACAUUACUGUGGCAACUUUUACUUAACAAAGUACAAAGUGGAAAGGUAGCAGGUGUUGAUAGGUUCAGAACCUCUUCUUGAGAGCAGACAGGCGAGUAGACAGGCGAGAAAAACGCAGUUUUGGUUGUGAGGAAAACGGUAGCCCUUUCAUUUUUUAAAUUCAUUGAAUUAUUUUGGCCUAAACCUAACCUUCUAAGUGUGCCCGCCCUUUUGAACUAAGAGUCUGAAACUAGGCCAACCUUCAGCAGACUGCGAAUGCAGACGUAAUUCCGGUUGUCACUAUCGGAAAUACCUGUCUCUCCACCCAGGAGUAUAAAAGGGUCAAGGAGGCCUGAGAAAUUCCGGAGGGUAGCCAUGCAACUGACUUGCAUCCCUUCUAGGGGUGAGUAGCGCUACUCCUAGUGGCUUCAUACUAAGCUUAAGCUAGGUGUGCCACGUGGCUCGAGAAUAAAUAUCACCUUCACCUUACUCAAUAAGUGCAUAACCAUUUUCUUCACAGGAAGGAUGUCAAGCGAUGUCGGUCAUUCUUCAUUAUUCCGUUUCAUCUUGUUUUUCCUGGUGUCUAGUGGAUAGUUUAUUCUUGUACUUUACUCACACCAACAGCUCUCAUCCUCUAAGAAAGAAUAUUUAUUAUUUGCUACUUGGCUGGGGUGAGUAUCUGGCUAAAAAUGUUUCAAAAGGAGAAAGUUGUAAUAAAAAAUACCAAUCGCCGCGGAUUGUAGGACAGAGAAAUUUUCAAUAGAGGGAGUAAUUCGGGAUUUCCAUGGUUUUACUGAAUUUUGCUUUGUGCUUGGUCCAGAAAACUUGUCCCAUCCUCUCAACUAAUCAGAUGCAAAACUUAAAACAAUCGCGCGUUGGUCAUUCGCUUUUCCCGCGCUUCAAGCAGUUUGCUUCUUUUCACUUUGAGUUACUAUUGGUUAAUGAUAAUGUUAACCCUUUUUUAACUAAUGUUUGACUGCGGACAAAACUUUGGAUUUGGGUUUUCAACUCUUGCUUGCGAACUGUUCUAUUAGGGUAAAAAAACAAGCAGUAUCACGUGCCCCGAGGGAUAAACGUACAGGAUACUUUUUUCAAUAAAGUUUUGACAAAAUGAGCAGGAAAAAACCUGAGAGGAAAACAGCUGUCUUCCUGUAAUCAAAAUUUGCAGUAGAGAGGCAAGCUUCUUGAAGAGAAUCAAGAAAUGAAAGGAGAAAGGAGAUAAGGGAAACGAAAUAGAUAUAAAUUAACUUAUAAAUAUAAGUUAGCGAAAUAGUUGAAGCGUAAUGUUAGGGGAAGGUAAAUGAGAAAACAUGUUUGCAUGAAUGAGUUGCUUAUGGGCAAAGAGCAGUAUAUACUACCACAAAAUUUCUCAGCUUGAUAGGUUGCCAGUUUUACUUUCAUUUUUUUAUAGAUAUGGGGCUUCGCUCCGCGCGCAGAGCGUGCUGCGAGCUCCGCUAUUAUGGAUUACGCCUGAAUCAAUUCAACCUUUUUUACUGCACUGUACACCUGUACAAAGUGCUUCCGCUGUCAUUUUAACCAGUUUUUAUUUCGUAUUCCUCUUUAGGCUUUCCAGUAACUGUGAUAGCAAUAUCUCUUGCCAUUGGGUUUAAAUCAAAACAGUCAGAGCAAGUGUAAGCGUUAUAUUCUUAUCACAAUUAUUCAAGACUGCAUGAACAGCUAGCAUAUCAGCCAAAAGUUUGGUCAAUCGAUCAGUAAGUCGAUCAGUGAGACAUCCGGUUCGCCCGUCAUUUUGUUCGUCAUUUCAGUCAGUCAGCCAGAUAGUCAGUCAGUCAGUCAGUCAGUGAGUCAAUCGAUCAGUCAGUCCAUCUCUCAAUCUGUCAUCAGUCAAUCUGCAAGCAGUCAGUCCGUUCCUAAUGUGACAGCUGAAUCAUUCAGUCUAGUUAUUUCGUCAAGUAUUUACUUAGUCUAUACAUUUUUUGUACUAAGUUCUUGUUUUUUUCUCUCUUUGUUUUCAGUUUGUCUAUUUAUUGUUGCUGGCCUUCCGAUCGCAUAUUGUGGGCGCUAGUUAUUCCGUGUCUUCUCAUUGCGACGGUAAAAGAACUUUUUCGUGUGUGUAAUUUGUAUUAGGUAUCAUUUUUGUUUUUUAUGAAGGUGAAGGGAUUUCACAAAUUUAGGGAUACGAUUCGUUGGAAAAAAAACCAGCCAUCACCAUAAUUGAGAAUAUGAUGGUCUAUUUACGAUUAAUUGAUUAACAGAAAAAUGAAAAGUCUAAUUGUUUUAACAAAACGUUUCAGUUCUCAAAACCUAUCAAAAAAUUUUUCAGACUCUUUUAAAGUUAUUUCAAAGAUGCACUGAAGUUGAAAGAAGCACAAUUUUUACAAAAAGAAGCAACAUUAAGAUCAACAAUAGUUUCACUGACCAAUUGGGUGAAAAUUUUAACGAGUGCCUCAGGGCUCCAGUUACUUGGAGGACUUGAAGUCAUCCGUCAACGAAAUUUCGAAUUAUCAUUGUAAAUCCUAACUUUCUUUUGUUUGUUUUUAUACAGCUUAACUUAAUGAUGUUGUCCGUCGUUCUUCAUCACCUACGGCAACCUUCUUAUGAUAUCUGCGCAAGAGCUGUUCUUGAAAAACGAUAUACAAGGUGCUGUGCUUUCUCCGUCAAUUUUGAUCUCAAUUUCCGGAACCUUAUCAAAUAAUUUCUAGCAUUUUAAAGUUACCACGGCGGAAUGAUCAAAUAAGGGCCAAAAGUCUUCUACUUCGAUUUAGACAUUCAAUUGAAAAUUGCUCAAAAAAUCCCCGAUACUCGUUUUUUCUGCAGAUAUGGCAUCCGCACCAAUAGUAUAAUGUUACUUGGUUUGUGUCUUGGAUGGAUUUUUGGUAUUUUGUCUUUCCGAGAGGGCGAUGAUGUCCUUUUUCAACUCUCUUUUGGACUUAUUAAUGGGCUUCAGGUGAGUGGAUUGUUCAUCGUACGGACUAUCUCAAAAUAAAUGUAAACCACAUACCGACAUUUUGAAUAGCCUGGCUCACCAUCGAUUUCUCUGUGACUCAGUAGCAGAGCAUCAGACAGCGAAAUGGAGUUUCUUGAAUCGAUUCUUUGUUUGAGACCCAGUAAUUUUCUUCGCCCUGCACUCGUAACAAAACAAGUAACGUCUUUCUCAAGUCAACAAGGGAGCUCAAAAUUUACCACCUCUCUUGUUCUUCUUACACAUAUGGCGCUUGCAAAAUAAUUGAUCUUAAAUAACGAGGGAGGCUUUCUUUGCAAAUCAACCGCAUAAACAAAUUUUCAGUUGAUAGGGCAAAAUCUAUGCGCGCAAUCAGGAUCGCACUUAUUAAACGCGCAAUCGAACUGAGUGGGGCUUGAUUUCCGACGAAAGACUAAGAUUGUUCUUACUACCAAGCCAAUGACUAAUGUACAACAUUAUCCGUUGAAGUUGUUCUGUUCUGGGGGAUAACUAGACGCCAUCUUGGAUCCUAGUGUCCACUUUGGAGCACAUUAAAGAUCCCUAACUUAAUUCCUAGAACGAUGACAGCGUAAAAAAAAAAGGUUUUGUUUGUCUUUGAAAAUGGCGACCGACUUUUUUUGAAUUGGCUACCACUUUGAAGAAUUUAGGAGCUAAGUGGCUAUCAGAAGAAAAGAAUUAAUUUCACGCACUGUAGGGUAGAUGUGCACCUGUUCGUUAGCCUGCAGUUCAAGUCGUGUGCCCUUAACGGAAGAGGGUGGCCAUCGUUUGCCGCGCCAUUUGUUUGUAUUAAAAACCUAAGGCAUACAAAUCAGGGGGGCCACCCCUUAGCCGAAAGCUUUUCCUUACCCUAAAAUGUUGGCCGCCCAUGCUGGGAAGGAAUCUUGAGUGAUCACCUUAUUGCAUAUGACCCUUAACAUCGAGUUUCUUUUAUUCCAGGGAAUAUUUUUGUUUUUCUUCCACUGCGUUUUAAACAUUGAUGUAAGUAAAUACUGCUCAUAUAUUAUUCGUAUUUUUUUUCAAGAUCCUUCUGUGUUGGUAUAGAACCAAAAGCAUUUGAGUAACUGCUAAUAACACCAAUGUGCCCCAUUUUUUUCUCGAGAAGUCUAAUAAGCUACUAAUUAAUUCCUGCGCAGAUAAAAGGUUAUUACCAGUCUGGGGUUCACCGUUGUAGUCAUGAAGAUGGCUGUUUGACGGACAAGGAGCGCAGUAAACGAGGCAAUCCUCCCGCGCAUGUGCAAGACCCACAGGUAGGCAUGUUGGUCAUUCUUAACAACGAACGUUUUUUGACGUGGAAGAAUCUGUAGGUUAUUGUUUGAAGAUAAAUAAAAGGAUACAUUGCUUUCAAUGGUCAUGAAUAUUUGCUAAAACGAAAAAUUAUUCUUGGCCAAAAUUAAAUCCGAGGUUUUAAGCUUCCCAAUUUACCCACCAUAGCGAGAGAAAGCUACUUGGUGAGGUGAUACUUUCGUGGGUAGUAUCAGAUAUCUCGAAUUUUUAUUUUUAAAAAAAUUAAGUGGAUGAAAAAUAACAAAAUAAAUACCCUUCUUAAGUUACAGGGGUCUCGUAGAAAGAUCAGCAGCAAGAGCCCGGCGAUAGAACACGUUCCUUUGAUAUCAGUGAGGGCCCAGACAAGGUCACCUCAGGUCAGUCUCGCAUUUGAAACUGGACAUCUUCAAAAUUACAUUUUUUUUUAAUUGUUAGUUUACAAUUUCUAAGAGGUGUUUGAGGUAAUGGGGUUGAAAUUUAAAAUUUUCUUUACGGCAGGUCCCGAUGGGCUUCUACAUGUUCUAUCAUCCUUAAUCUGCGAAAGGGUUUUAAACUAAGAAAUACUUUUUACACUCGUAUAGGAAGAAGGUUCUUCGCGAUCCCAGUCCUCCGAACCAAAAAGCGAUCCUCGGCCACUAGAGGUUACAGUAGCAUCAAAGGUGGAAUCCGAACCAGAAGUGAAAAAGGAAACCUCUGAGAGGCCACAAAAACCUGACCACGAUGCUUAUCCAAGUCUACCAGGAACACCAGAGCCGCAUAUCACUGAAGUGAAUGUGAAACAGACGAAAAGACAGAGUCUACCACCCGAACUGACGCCGAAAAAAAGCAGCAAGAACGAGGUGGAGGGAAUAAGUAAAUCGGCGACAAUAGCCGGUCUAGCGAGCUACACGACACCAGUUGCGGACAGUGGAACCUUCCAACAUCCACAGACUGAACAUUUAAAGGUGAGUAGCAACGAGUCAUACAAAGAAACCUCAAAUAAUAUUCCUUGCUUCACAUACAUCGCCAGUCAAUGUCUAUCCCGGGGGAGGGGCGUUUGAGGUGGAUCACAUAGUUUCCAGGGGAAAAGGAGGGGGGUCAGUCGACACCAAAAGAGAAGAUAAAAUAUUGACUGCCAAUUAUGGUGGGUCAUAAGAAUAGUACAGAGAGCCUCAUGAGAGAAUCAGGUUACACCGACCCCCCCGUGAUACAUAGUGAUCGAUCCCUUGGUGGAGCCUUCAUGCAACUAACGUCAUCUCGCUUGCUCUUCUAUGUGGUAAAGUGCUGCGUUCCUGUAUCAAUUAUUCAGGUUCAUACUAAGGUGGAGAAAUCCCACAGUGAGCCGAUGUUUCCUCCAGUUAAUGAUCCAGCGAAACCGAGCGAUAAGCAGCCCGCUGGUCAUGUGCACAGCAGUACAGACACUCGAAAGCUUAGUGUCCAAUCCUCUGCCUCGACUGGAGGAUCGGGAGAAAGAAAACCCCGACGAACAUCACGCGGAACGCAUCAAGGCGCUUCUUUAAACGAGGUAAAGUUUACAGGGAUCAAUGUCAAAAUCCGAGCAACUGCACACCUACCCCUCCCCUUACCCAACAUCAACCGUAAAUUUGACUGUUGUUGGGUUAUGGGAAAGGUGGGUGCGUAGUUACUCAGAUAAAGACGUUGAUCCGGUAAUGUUACCAUUUACUGAGACCGUUAAGUCUUAUCAUCUCUACUAAACUUUCAUCAUUUCGUUUUAUAUCUACUUAUUCCUUUUCUCUUUGCAUAUACUCCUGCAUUUCAGCUGGAAAGCUUGUUUUCAAAUCCGGUGUACGUCAAACCUCAGAGACCAUCGGUGUCUAGUUUGCAUGGACCACGUGACGGGGGAGAAAGAAAACUUUCACACGAGGUAUAAGGAUAUCAUGAUAGAAAUUCAUUCCUUUCGCUUGAUGCUGACGAUGUGAUAUUAUGAUGUUAACUGACUUGGAUACAUCUGCUUUGUUUCACAGAUGGCUCAGAGGCCGGGGUCACGAACAUCCUCGAGAAACACAGAUGAAACAAUGCUUUAAAAGAAAGAUAAACGUUUCUAAGCAAUUAGAAGAGAUCUGCCGUCUAAAAAAUCCGGAGUCCGUCUUAUUUAAAUAAUAUGAAAUGUUCUUGUCGGAUCAAUUUCGACAUUCGCGAAGAAGAAAUAGAAAACUUGCGUUUUUUAAAAGGAUUUAAUAGGCCAAAAUAUUAGCUCCAUCCUUUGUGAAAUUUAGAGUGGACUUCGAAAAAAAAACCGAACAAACUAUCACCACGAGCCUAUGAAAACUCAAAGUAGACAUGUACAAACCAAGCAUCCAAAGCCCAGGAAAAAGCACGUGGCAAAGGCGUGGUUGGUAUUUAUUUUUGCAUGUGAUUGGUUGAUAGGGCGGCGCGAACCUUCUCGAUCAUUUCCAGGGUGCAGCGAAAUAGAACCAAAGCAAUCCAAGAUAACAUUUAACAUACAAUUUAGGCAUCUGUAAGAGCUUUUGAAUACUUAGGUACUUGAACGCAGCCACUUUGAAUUAAGAGUGAUGACAAAAAUACCUAUAAUUUUACAAAAAAAACACCUGAAAUAAAGUUGCACUUAAGUUGAAAAAGAG
Pocillopora meandrina is the source of this 10584-nucleotide messenger RNA. Lineage: Eukaryota; Metazoa; Cnidaria; Anthozoa; Scleractinia; Pocilloporidae. The record is from the annotation of a GenBank genome assembly.